Messenger RNA from Lathyrus sativus (Indian pea), 351 nucleotides. Lineage: Eukaryota; Viridiplantae; Streptophyta; Magnoliopsida; Fabales; Fabaceae. The record is from the annotation of a GenBank genome assembly.
AUGUCACAUAUUGUUAGACAAGUUUACUAUGUUCCUUAUCCUUCAAUUGUACCAUGUAAACAAGGUUGGUCUAUUGUAAUCAAAACAAAAUCAUUGGGUCAUAUUGAAACUGGCGAUCUAGUGGAAGAUGUUGCUUACCAAGUUGAUGAAGUUGAACAAAUUAAUGAUGUGAUUGCAGUUGAACAAAUUACAAGUUUAUCUGAUACAAUGGUUGAGGGGCAUCAAGUUGAUGUGUCUAUAUUAUUGGAUGAAAAUGAUGUGGAUGACGAGCAUGAAAAGUUUGGAUCCAAGGAUAAUAUUACAUCAGAUGAUAAUAACGAUAUGGAUGAAGAGCAUGAAGAUUUUGAAUAA